Molecule: messenger RNA, 621 nt
Organism: Peronospora matthiolae
Lineage: Eukaryota; Oomycota; Peronosporomycetes; Peronosporales; Peronosporaceae
Source: the annotation of a GenBank genome assembly
AUGUUGACACUCGCUCGCCGCUCCCACGCGCUCGCCCGGUCUGCUGCGGUUCGCAGCGCCUCGUCAAUCCCGACCGUGACCUCCUCCUCUUCGUCUCCCGCUGACCGUGGCAAUAUCCAGGACUUGCUCGCGGGCAAUGCCACGGCCCGCAACGGCGUCGAGUACGUCGUGUCUCGCGUCGAUGAUCUGGUGAAUUGGGGACGAAAGAGUUCGCUGUGGCCAAUGACCUUUGGCCUGGCUUGCUGUGCCGUUGAAAUGAUGCAUUCUGCUGGCUCUCGCUAUGACUUUGAGCGCAUGGGUAUGGUCUUUCGGGCGUCGCCUCGUCAGACGGACGUGAUGAUUGUGGCCGGCACGUUGACCAACAAGAUGGCGCCCGCGCUUCGACGCGUCUACGACCAGAUGCCUGAGCCACGCUAUGUCGUGUCUAUGGGCAGCUGCGCCAACGGCGGAGGAUACUACCACUACUCGUACGCUAUUGUACGCGGUGUGGACCGCAUUGUUCCUGUGGACAUUUACGUGCCAGGCUGUCCGCCCACGGCCGAGGCGCUGCUCUUCGGUCUCAUGCAGCUACAGAAAAAGGUCAAGGGCAACAAGUCGCUGCUGCUGAAGCUGAGAAAGUAG